Messenger RNA from Arachis duranensis, 1014 nucleotides. Its product is annotated as soluble inorganic pyrophosphatase 4. Gene Ontology annotation, molecular function: magnesium ion binding; inorganic diphosphate phosphatase activity. The transcript is spliced from 9 exons. Lineage: Eukaryota; Viridiplantae; Streptophyta; Magnoliopsida; Fabales; Fabaceae. Gene Ontology annotation, cellular component: cytoplasm. Gene Ontology annotation, biological process: phosphate-containing compound metabolic process. The coding region runs from base 225 to 875 and encodes 216 amino acids. The record is from RefSeq and is a predicted model, not a curated record.
AACAAAGCCAGAGCGGGAACGAACACACACACACAAGAGAACUCCUCUUCUCUUCUUUUGUGCAUAAAUAUAAAGCUCUCUCUUUAACCUCUUUGCUCACACAACAAGCAAAGCAUUUUAGCAUUCAACACCUUAUUAACCCGCUUUUCUAGAGAUCCGUCCUUAUAACUCCUUGGUUCCAACCCUUUCAUUCCAUUCCGUUAAAGCUUCUUCCUUAUUUCAAUAUGUCUCCACCAAUUGAGUCCCCAGCCAAGGUUGCCAUAACUCAGCAUUCUAAAACUCCACCACUUAAUGAGAGGAUCAUUUCAUCCAUGACAAGGAGAUCCGUUGCUGCACACCCUUGGCAUGAUCUUGAAAUAGGACCUGAAGCUCCAAAGAUCUUUAAUUGUGUGGUUGAAAUUGGAAAAGGAAGCAAGGUGAAAUAUGAACUUGACAAGAAAACUGGGCUUAUCAAGGUUGAUCGUGUCCUUUACUCAUCAGUUGUAUAUCCUCACAACUACGGGUUUAUCCCACGUACCAUUUGCGAGGAUAGUGACCCCAUGGACGUCUUGGUUAUUAUGCAGGAGCCAGUUCUUCCCGGUUGCUUCCUUAGGGCCAAAGCUAUUGGACUCAUGCCUAUGAUUGAUCAGGGUGAGAAAGAUGACAAGAUCAUCGCCGUGUGCGCCGAUGAUCCCGAAUAUCGCCAUUAUAAUGACAUCAAGGAGCUUCCACCACAUCGUCUGGCUGAAAUCCGUCGCUUUUUCGAAGACUACAAGAAGAAUGAGAACAAGGAAGUUGCGGUAAACGACUUUCUUCCUGCCACAACUGCUUAUGAAGCAAUCAAGCACUCCAUGACCCUUUAUGCGGACUACAUUGUGGAGAGCUUGAGGCGGUAGUGUUGAUGCGUGGGAAUUUCUUUAAUCGUGAAGAAUUGAAGACAUACUUAUGAUGAUUAAAGGAUGCAAGUUUUUACGAAUAUACUAUAUAUUAUGACGAAAAAGAAAAGGCUAUAUAUACAUGCAUAUUAUUUUAUUA